AGCCCACUUUCCCCAGUACUCUACUCACCCACCCACUCACGGACUCAUCUACUGAGCAGCGCGGUGGGCAUCCGAGCGAGAGGGCGAGCGCGGAAGGAUCGGAAUUCCGAAGGUUGGGCAUGGAGGCGAGCGGCGAGAAGGCUGCGGUGGUGCGACGGCUGAUGGAGGCGAAGGAGGUGUCCGGGAAGACCUUCUCGGGAAUCGCCGCCGAGACGGGUCUCACCAACGUCUACGUGGCGCAGCUGCUGCGGCGCCAGGCGCAGCUCAAGGCCGACACGGUGCCCGCGCUGAGGGCGGCCCUGCCCACGCUCACGGACGACCUCAUCGAACUCAUGAUGCAGCCGCCCUUCCGGUCCUACCACCCCAACAUCGUCCACGAGCCCGCCAUUUACAGAUUGAAUGAAGCUGUUAUGCAUUUUGGAGAGAGCAUCAAGGAAAUCAUCAAUGAGGAGUUUGGUGAUGGAAUCAUGUCAGCCAUAGACUUCUAUUGUUCAGUUGACAAGGUUGAAGGGGCCGACGGAAAAGAUCGUGUGGUGGUCACAUUUGAUGGGAAGUAUCUACCUUACACUGAACAGAAAUCUGAACAUAUGAUGUCUAGGCCAACCCGCAAGACAUCUUGAUGUGGCUGGUGAGGAGGAGAAACAUGAUCGUAGUGGUUGGUAUCGGGCUCAGCAAGGAUCGAGCAUGCCAUUUUCUUUGUGUAGUCCAAAUCAUCAACACAAUAAACAGACCUAUAUUGAUGAUAACUGUCAAAAGGAACAUUAAAGUCAAUGUUCUACCUGGCAUGAUUGCUGGACUGUAUUGGAUGAUGCUGAGAUAAAAAGAGAGAAAAAGUGAAACAAACUGGAU
Zea mays is the source of this 849-nucleotide messenger RNA. Its product is annotated as Cyanate hydratase. Gene Ontology annotation, molecular function: DNA binding; cyanate hydratase activity. NCBI's taxonomy places the organism in Eukaryota, Viridiplantae, Streptophyta, Magnoliopsida, Poales, Poaceae. The record is from RefSeq and is marked validated.